This is a messenger RNA of Paramacrobiotus metropolitanus, 2457 nucleotides long. RefSeq lists its product as uncharacterized. The record is from RefSeq and is a predicted model, not a curated record. The transcript is spliced from 14 exons. Bases 481 to 2004 code for a protein of 507 amino acids. Lineage: Eukaryota; Metazoa; Tardigrada; Eutardigrada; Parachela; Macrobiotidae.
UGUGAAUAUUAAUGGCGGUGGAAAUGGCUACAAUGGAGGAGGCGGCCAAAAUGUGUUCAACGGAAACGUGGUCAUUACUUUCAAGACCCAGGCAGAGCUUGACAAGAUUUUGAACCAAAUCUUGCAGUUGUGGAUUACGACCUACUCAAUCCCUGGCGCCAAGAUUACGGUCGACAGCAAAAAGCCUGUCGGAAAUGGAAAAUUUACCAUCACGUAUAAAGAUCACCUACACGAGCGAUACUCCUGUUACUACCACACAGACUGACUUCAACAGCAUUAUUGGAAACAACAACAUCCCUAAUGUUGAGGUCCCUAAUAACGGCGGCAACGGUGGUGGCCAAAUUAACGGCGGUGGAGCAGGCAACCAGCCGUUCACCUUCAAUGGCAAGUUGGUCAUUUCCUUCAAGGUUCAGUCUGAACUAGAUAGCAUUUUGAAUCAGAUCCUGCAGCUCUGGAUCCAGACCUACUCCACAACCUGGAAUGUGUCUCCUGGUGCCAAGAUCACGGUCGUCAGCAAACAGCCAGCCGGAAACGGAAAAUUCACCAUCACCUACAAGAUUACCGGCACCAGCGGAACCCCGGUUGACACCACCGAUAACAGCUUCAACAACGUCAUCAGCAACAACGCCAUCAAUGGUGUCGAAAUCCCCAAUGGUGGUGGCUCUGGUGAACGGUGGAGGUCAGGGUUCGUCGAAUGAGGGCGGCAAUGAUGUUAAUGGAGGAGGUAGUGCCACCGGUAACGGCAAACCCUUCACCAUUGAAAAUACCGUUGUCAUCAAGACUACCAACUUGGGUAGCAUUGAUACAUAUCUGCAAAAGAUCCUCGCCUUGUGGAUUCAAACCUACAGUAAGCUGUUCAGCAUCAAUGGCCAGAAGAUCAUCCAGGUCACCGCUAGCUCUGUCAACCCGGGAUCCAUCACGGUCACAUACCGCAUCACCGGUUUCAGUGUGCAGUCCAUUGACGUCGACCAGAACAACUCCGAAUUCAACCAGCUGAUUGCCAAUGGAAAGGUCACCGGUGUGUCUGUAUCUGGUGGCGGCAGUUCUAAUUACAAUGGAGGUGGUUCGGCAUCUGGCAACGGCCAGCAAUUUUCCAUUGACAACACUGUAGUUAUCAAAACAUCCAACGUUGGUGACAUCAACGGAUAUCUGCAGAAGAUUCUGGCAUUAUGGAUCCAGACCUACAGCAAGCUGUUUACCGUCAGCGGUCAGAAGAUUGUCCAGGUGACCUCCAGCUCCGUUAAUCCUGGCUAUAUCACCGUUACCUACCGCAUUACCGGCUCCAGUGUGCAGCCUAUUGAUGUCGAUCAAAAUAACGCCGAAUUUAAUAAACUCAUUGCCGCUGGUAAAAUUAUCGGCGUUUCCCUGACGGUUGGCGGUGGUAGCACGGACAACAACGGCGGUAACAACAGUGGCAACAACGGUGGCAAUUUCGCCAUUAGCGAAAACCAACAGAACGGAAAGGACAUCCCGCCCGGAAACUUCGAUGUGACCUUAACCGUAUACCUGUCCUACCGCUCGGCGGCUGAGCGAGACAAUUUCCUCCAGCGAUUACUAGUUAUUUGGCGAAAUACCUUGAAUGACUACCAAGUGACCGGUUUGAAGAUCAGCUUUGUCAAGGACACGUUGAACGUCGGAACACUGCCGCUUGAUCUGGGUGGUGGCCCAGUCAACAAAGUUUGGUAUCGUCUUACAGGAGGCACUGUUCUGUCCUUCAACACCGCCGUUGUCUCCAAAAUCUUCGAACAAACAGUCGUGGAUGCGCAUCUUGGCGGUGUUGAAUUCACGCUUGGUGGUGGAUCAUCUGUCGGUGGCGCUGGCGCUCAAGGCAAUGCCAAUGCUGGCGGAUCCUCAUCGCAAUCUCAGACACCCGAAGGAAAUGUCGGAACCAUGCUCGGUGGCGGCGGUGGCGCAUUCAGUAUUCCCGGCACUGUCAAACUGACCUAUAAAACUACUCAACAGCGUGACACCUUCUUGAACCAGAUCUUUGGUUCAGUGGCGUAAUGCUAUCUGGAGCUACCAAGUGUCGGAUGUAAAGAUCAAGAUGACCGGCGAAAGUGGCAGCGCUCCCACUAAAUUGGUGUCGUACGUCAUCACCGGCAUCAGUGCUCUUCCGAUUAACCUGGACGGAAGCCCGUAAUACCUUCAAAACCACCCUGAUCGAAUCCCAUUUGACCGGCAUUCAGUAUGCUUAAUCUUCACAGUGUGUUUUACGCAGUGGUGUUUUCAAUAGUUUGAACAUGGCCUUUUUACGACUUUUCUGUCUCUUCUUUUCUUGCUAUGCUUUUAAAUUUUAAUGAGACUCGUAGAUCUUGAAAUGCAGUUACUUGUGUAGGCAGUGUCGCUGGAUGCCUACGGUAGAUGGUGAUGGUCUUGACUUUUCAAAUCUAAAUCGUAUUCCAAAAUUCUAAUCCAAAAUCCACUGCCAUUGUUUUAUGAAUUAAACAGAGCCGGUUA